Molecule: messenger RNA, 3703 nt
Organism: Ictalurus punctatus (channel catfish)
Lineage: Eukaryota; Metazoa; Chordata; Actinopteri; Siluriformes; Ictaluridae
Gene: pgr
Product: progesterone receptor
Exons: 8
Coding region: 683-2464 (593 amino acids)
Biological process (GO): regulation of DNA-templated transcription
Molecular function (GO): zinc ion binding; sequence-specific DNA binding; DNA-binding transcription factor activity
Source: RefSeq, a predicted model, not a curated record
AGGAAGUCCAGUCCUGUGGUGUGGAGAGAGAUGGGAAGUCCUAACCCCAGCGUCUCUCAGCUCCGAGAAUAAACACACACCUGCUUUGUGCUUUCAGGAGCUUUCACACUCUGGAUGAUUCAGGACCAGUUCCUGUCUGAACUGCACUGAUUUCUCUGGUUAGAAAUCUCCAGGAUGAUUUCUUUCUGUGGAAACUGAACUUCAGAUAAUGAUUUGGGAAAUUCAGAUUCUGUCAGGGAGAGAAAGCGAGAGAGAGAGAAGGAGUGUGUGAUGGUGGAGACCAACUGUCUUUUAAUAUUCAAGCUAAGUCUUCUCUGGUAAUAAUAAUAAUAAUAAUAAUAAUAAUAAUAAUAAUAAUAAUAAUAGCGUACUGUUUGUAACGUGUCUGCUGGGUAUUUUGAGUACUCUUGUGUCAGUGUGUAAUCUUACUGAAUUGGAGAACUCACUGCUCUGAGAGACAGAGCUACACUCAGAGAGGUCAAUUACUGCGUGAAGUCUGUGCUACACCAAGCUUUCACCACAAGGAGGGAGUUUUGUUGGGGGUUUUUUGGUCUUUCCUCCAGUCUGGACGGUGCUCCAGCACAGGAUCCGCGGAACCGAGCGCUUCAGCUCUUCGUGGAAGCUCAGGGAAAGAAGGAAGAUUAAUCCGGAAAGCUGCGGCUGCACGAGACUGAGCAGCACGAUGACCGAUUCCUCAGACAGCCAGAGAGCAGGUGAUGUGAUGGAGAAGUACACGGAGAUGAGCUUUGGCCAGGUGAAGAACGGCGCGGAUGUGUCGCGUUUGUCCUGCCUCGCGCGCAGUUUCGGAGAGGUCGAGCCGCUGUCCGUUUUGUCUGCUCCGAACACCGGCGGCGAUUUUACCGUCAGCGCGUGCCAGGAGCGCGCGGAGGACUUCCUGAAAAUCGAACCGGGACCGUGGGAGGACAUCACGGACAAAGCGUUCCCAAUCAAGGAGAGCACGAACUUAGAAAGCACAGACGUGUGUAAGUUCAUUAAAGGCGAGCGGGAGCCCACGCUGAUCACGGCUCCUCCGCGCGACGCCUUCGAUAUCGACGCGCUGGAUGUGUCCAACUCUUCCCUCGCCCCGGCUCGGCCGCCACUCAUGGACUGCAGUGCAGGAGUCAUGGUGGACAUUCCCCAGUCCGGUGCGUUAAUGUCUCUGUCCCAGAUGAAGCCCGAGGCGGCCGCUGCGCUCGGCUUUGACCCGGCGGGAGUGUGUAAGAGUGAGAUGGGAGGAUGGGACCCGCACCUUCUGUUUUCCGCCGCGCUGGCUGAAGAGCGACCCGGGCAGAUGGGCUUCUCCCCUCCGGAGGGCAUCCAAAGCUUCAUCCAGCGCUCUCCCGCAGUGUUCAGCGCGUUCCCGAGUGUACAUACACAGAGAACGUGUGUGAUAUGCGGAGACGAGGCGUCCGGCUGCCACUACGGAGUCCUGACGUGUGGAAGCUGCAAAGUGUUCUUCAAGAGAGCUGUAGAAGGACAUCAUAGCUAUCUGUGUGCCGGGCGAAACGACUGCAUUGUGGAUAAGAUCAGGAGGAAAAACUGCCCUGCGUGUCGUCUCAGAAAAUGCUACCAGGCCGGGAUGAUGCUCGGAGGUCGUAAGUUGAAGAGAUUUGGUGUUCUGAAGGCCAUGGGUGUAAGCCCGUCCCUGAUGUUCCAGGGCCACGCUUUGGCCUCCAUGCCAUGCAUUCCUGGGAUCCAAGAGCUGCAGUUUUCACCUCAGUUUCUAAACAUCCUUGAGAACAUUGAACCCGAGAUGGUCUACUCUGGCUUUGAUAACUCCCAACCUGAAAUCCCAAAUCUGCUCCUGAACAGCCUGAACAGACUGUGUGAGAGACAGCUGCUUCGGAUCGUCCGCUGGUCCAAGGCUUUACCAGGUUUCCGUAAUUUACACAUCAACGAUCAGAUGACCCUGAUCCAGUACUCCUGGAUGAACCUGCUGGUGUUCUCUCUGGGCUGGAGAACCUUCCAGAACGUCUCCCCUGAGUUCAUGUACUUUGCUCCUGACCUCAUCCUCAGCCAUGACCGGCUGAGGAUGACUCCGAUAUUCGACCUGUGCUUGGCCAUGCAGGUGAUCCCUCAGGAGUUUGUAAGGCUGCAGGUGACCAGAGAGGAGUUCCUGUGCAUGAAGGCCCUGUUGCUGCUCAACACCGUUCCUUUGGAGGGUUUGAAGAGUCAAAGCCAGUUUGAUGAGAUGAGACAGAACUACAUCCGAGAGCUGAGUAAAGCCAUCCAGAUGAAGGAGAAAGGUGUGGUGGGAAGCUCACAGCGUUUCUACCACCUCACCAAACUCAUGGACUCCAUGCAUGAGAUAGUGAAGAAGGUCAACCUGUACUGCCUCAGCACCUUCAUCCAGGCCGACGCCAUGAAGGUGGAGUUUCCCGAGAUGAUGUCAGAGGUCAUUGCGUCACAGCUCCCGAAGGUUCUGGCAGGCAUGGUCAGGCCCCUCCUCUUUCAUGGGAAAUGAUGUCAUGACACAGAGGACAGGAUUGUGGGAUAGCGUUUCCGCUCGGCAGCGUGACCUGGGAGAACUUGAUUUUUUCUUUAACGCUCUCAUGGAAAAAGAUGUGUAAAGAUUCCAUCACUGCUUUUGUUCUGAUGUUUAAAUUGAAGUAAAGAUAAAACUUUCACUUACACUUUCACUGUAACCGUCUCUCUGAGGAACGUCUCCGUCCUGCAGUAUAAUUCCAUGGUGAGGGCAAAUGUACGACUAAAACGUCGCUUUAUACGUUACACUUCGUCUUUAAUGUUUUGGUUUAAAAAAUAAAAAGACUGCAUCCCCGAUGAAGAAUGAAUUUGCAGCAGCGUGUCCGGCUCUGACGGCGUCUCAGCACCGCUGGGAUCGGGUUUUAUUGGGACUGUGUUUUAUCCGAUGUUUCUACGCUAACCAGCUUUCCUGUGUACGUUAUUAUUGUCAGGACUACAGAAUAAAACGAGCGUGGCAUGAAUCUCUCGGACGUCAAUAAAGAGUUAACGUAAGACUCCCCGUUUCCGCGAUUCGACCUCAGCGGACCUGGAGAUGGAGGGAGGAUCAUUCCGGCGUCAUCAGUCAAGGUCGUGGCACAUUCUUAUACAUUUAAAUGGAAAAGAACACGGAGAUCCUGGCGCCGGCCCGCUCCCUCUUCCUCCUCCCCAGUAGGCUGGAACUGCUGAUGAUUACACGUGUUGCUGCUUUCUGCGCAUGCUGCUCCGAGUCAUUAGGACUGUGUAACUUAAUGAGGUCAUGAUGUAGAAAUUUAUUGACAGUAAAAUGUUCACAUAUGUGAAAAAAAAACACUAAAUUAAUCUAAAACAGUGAUACAACAUUCUUCAGUUGAAUCAGUUUACCUGUUCGGUUACAGCACAACACCUGAUUAAAGACUGCGUGAAUACAGCAACAAGGUCACAUGCUUUUGUCUCACAGGUCACAGCAACAUUAACGUGUUUACCACAACGACACAGGACAGAAUUAUACAGCAUCAGAGUGAGUCUCAUACAGUGCAGGUGAAAACAUGAUCUACUAAUAAUAAAAACAAACUAAAACUAUAAAUCAUACUGUUAAAAAACAGGAAAAGAACUCCUUUUAUACGUUGAACAUUUCAUGCUACGCUCACAGACCUGCCGAGUCGGACGAGGAAUCACGGAGGAGUAAAAACGCAGCACAUUUUCAAUCGAAUCCUUUCAUAACGAACUAAAGUGGAGACUGGAGUGUGGCGUGUGUGUGUGG